Ornithodoros turicata is the source of this 801-nucleotide messenger RNA. RefSeq lists its product as uncharacterized. The record is from RefSeq and is a predicted model, not a curated record. The transcript has 2 exons. NCBI's taxonomy places the organism in Eukaryota, Metazoa, Arthropoda, Arachnida, Ixodida, Argasidae. The coding region runs from base 1 to 801 and encodes 266 amino acids. Gene Ontology annotation, molecular function: nucleic acid binding.
AUGACGACACCGAGUUUUCUAUUAGCCUUUCGACGUUUCACGGCACGACGCGGCGUUUCUUCCGUAAUCUAUUCGGACAACGCUACGACCUUCAAGAAAGCAGAGAAGGAAAUUUGGAAGGCGUUGAAAGGCCAGGGUUUCCAGGACCACCUCGCCGGUCAUAAGAUUCACUGGAAGUACAUAAUUGAACGGGCGUCGUGGUGGGGCGGCUUCUGGGAACUCCUGGUAAGUAGUGUGAAGACAGCCUUAAAGAAGACCCUCGGGAAAAACAGGCUCACCUUUGAGGAGCUGACGACCGUGCUGCACGGUAUCGAGGCGGUCAUUAACUCUCGACCCAUUACGUUUGUAAACGACAGCCCUGCUGACGAAGGACCGCUUACCCUGGCCCACUUCUUGGUGGGAAAAAGGACAACUUCGUUUCCACCACUGGACUUCGUACCUCCGAGACCAUCCAACGACACACGUAACCGGUGGUUGCUUCACCAGCAGAUGAUUGACAGCUUCUGGAGGCGGUGGAGGAACGACUACCUCCUUCAACUGAGGUCUGCGGUUCACGGACGUAACUUGCUGCAAGUGGACGACUUGGUCAUCGUCCACAGUGAGCGGCUGCCACGACACAUGUGGAAGACUGGACGAAUAGUUGGACUAUUCUUCGGUAGAGACAAUAAUGUCCGCGCCUGUGCAAGGCAGAGGCAGAGACAAGAAGCUAGCUACGGCAACGAAAUCAGAAGUGGAAGGCGCCAUCAAAUCCUGGCUCCGCCAUGCGAACGAGAGAUGCAAAUCCAAGGAAGCCGAGAGUGA